CGCGUCCACCGAGGUGGCGGCGCCCGGCGACCAGGCGGCUUUAAGCACAGGCCCCGCCCCGGCCCGCGCGUCUCCCCCGCCCCGGCCCUCGAGCCGCCCGAGCCCUGUUGCCGCCAUCAUGAUCUGCCUGGUGCUGACCAUCUUCGCCAACCUCUUCCCGGCGGCGUACACCGGCGUGCACGAGCGCACCUUCCUGGCCGUGAAGCCCGACGGCGUGCAGCGGCGGCUCGUGGGCGAGAUCGUUCGGCGCUUCGAGAGGAAGGGCUACAAGCUGGUGGCGCUGAAGCUGGUGCUGGCGUCGGAGGAGCUGCUGCGCCAGCACUACGCCGAGCUGCGUGAGCGCCCUUUCUACGGGCGCCUGGUCAAGUACAUGGGCUCCGGGCCGGUGGUGGCCAUGGUGUGGCAGGGUCUGGACGUUGUGCGCGCUUCGCGGGCGCUCAUCGGGGCCACGAACCCGGCCGACGCCACGCCCGGCACCAUCCGUGGCGAUUUCUGCAUCGAGGUCGGCAAGAACGUGAUUCACGGCAGCGACUCGGUAGAGAGCGCCCGCCGCGAGAUAGAGCUCUGGUUCCGCGCAGACGAGCUCCUGUGCUGGGAGGACAGCGCCGGGCACUGGCUGUACGAGUAG
This is a messenger RNA of Lipotes vexillifer (Yangtze River dolphin), 628 nucleotides long. RefSeq names its product NME/NM23 nucleoside diphosphate kinase 3 (gene NME3). Gene Ontology annotation, biological process: CTP biosynthetic process; UTP biosynthetic process; GTP biosynthetic process. Gene Ontology annotation, molecular function: nucleoside diphosphate kinase activity. The transcript has 5 exons. The coding region runs from base 119 to 628 and encodes 169 amino acids. NCBI's taxonomy places the organism in Eukaryota, Metazoa, Chordata, Mammalia, Artiodactyla, Lipotidae. The record is from RefSeq and is a predicted model, not a curated record.